AUGGCCUCCCAGGCGCUACAGGAGCCGCUGCUGCCCAAGGACGUCGCGCCCGUCGCGUCCACGGGCGCGCCGGACGCCAAGAUCAAACACCGCCGUGUGAUUCUCGCCAAGCUUCGGCCGACUGGCCGCGUCGCCGUCGACGGCUUAGCGUCCGAGUAUGCGGAUGCCUUCACACCACCGCUGCAGAAGCUCAUGCCCGAAGCCGACUUCCGUGCUGCGAUUGCCGCCAUCAACCAGACGUGCUACGACUAUUUCCCUUGCACGACGUGCGUCGUGUACGCUUACUUUGGCGUCGCCUUGUCCUGCGGUCUCCUCUUUUGCUGCAUCCGGCCGUGCACGGGCGAGGUCGAAGAGAACCUCGAGAUCGUCAUCGACCGCAUCAACGCCAAAGAGGUGUUUCGGGACCAAGGCGUAGCGUGGAGCCUCGAGCGCACGCACUGCCACUCGUGGAUCGAGAUCACGCAGUGCCCCGAGGCCCGGCGCCAGUCGGCGUCGCACCGCCACUCGAUCUGA
This is a messenger RNA of Saprolegnia diclina VS20, 513 nucleotides long. RefSeq lists its product as hypothetical. The transcript has 2 exons. NCBI's taxonomy places the organism in Eukaryota, Oomycota, Saprolegniomycetes, Saprolegniales, Saprolegniaceae. The record is from RefSeq and is a predicted model, not a curated record. Bases 1 to 513 code for a protein of 170 amino acids.